Messenger RNA from Syzygium oleosum, 2190 nucleotides. RefSeq names its product putative transcription factor bHLH041. The record is from RefSeq and is a predicted model, not a curated record. Gene Ontology annotation, molecular function: protein dimerization activity. The transcript has 8 exons. Bases 137 to 1885 code for a protein of 582 amino acids. Lineage: Eukaryota; Viridiplantae; Streptophyta; Magnoliopsida; Myrtales; Myrtaceae.
CUUAUAUAUAUACUUGGGAAUACUUUUCAGAAGCAGGACAAGAGGGUAGGGACACCACCAUCGAGAUGGCCUGAAAGGAGGAAGAAACCAGAGGGAGAGAGGAGAGAAGUGAUCUGAGCCAUAUAAAAGGAUCUACAUGCAUGCAACAUCAGUCCCCCUCUCUCUCUAUCUCUCCACUUCAUCAUCACCAUCUUCAUCGUCUCCAGCUCCAUCUUCCCAUCUCAUGGACUCGGCGUUCCUCCUUGAUGGAGAUGCUCGAUCCAACCUCCUCCACCUCAUUGCCCAGUCGUUUGGUUGCAGAUACAUCUGUCUCUGGUCUUACUUAUCUCCCAAUAGCUGUUUGUGCUACUUGGAUGGUCUCUUCGAGGAAGCUGCGAUUGGGGGUAAUGGAAACAACAUUCAACCCAGGAGACUUUUUGACGAGUAUAGGCAGUCUCUGUUCAUCCUUCGUCAGAACAGCAGCCACACCCAAGUCCCAGGAUUGGCCUUCAGGAACAGCAGCCCCUACCUUGAAUUCAGAGAGGAAGACCUUUCAAGAUUGGCCUCCAACUCUUGUCAAAGACAAUUCUAUCAAGAAGCAAGCAUCAAGGUUGCAGUAUUCAUGGGAUGCAGGAGUGGAGAGAUUGAGCUAGGCUUCUCCAACAUACCUCAGGUUGACUUAGAAAUGCAGAUGAUGAACUUGUUCCCAGAGGAUUUCUCGAGACAAAUAGCGAUGCGCGAAUUGGCCCAAGCGACUGAACCGAACACUACCGCUAUGACGAAUCCUCCUUCGUCUUCCUCGUCGUCUCUAAGAUCGCUCUCCAUGGACAGCCCCGAAUACUCUUCUCUUCUCUUCAGCAUACCCACCACUACCACAAGUUCCUUCAUUAACCCGGAAUUAGCCCUCAGAGACCCUCCAAUUGUAGAGAAUAUUACCACACAGCCGUUGCCACUUAUAACCACCACCGAUACUCCUGGUUCUAGUACAACUGGUACUAGUCCUCACCCAUUGCAAGCCAUGCAAGGCUUCGCAAGAUCGCUCGGGAACAUUCAGUUCCCGAUUGUUCCUGAGAGCGAACACGCCGCUAUGACGAGAGCCUUCCUUGCAGUUCUAUCAUCGCCUUCUUCAUCUACUUCUUCGUCACAACUACAGCAACAACAAAUGAAUGUCGAAAAUCCGAGACCGACCGCGUUCAGGAGGUAUACGCCGGCGUUGCUUCCGAGACCGCAGAGCAAGCACGGCCUUCAGAAGCACAGCAUGCUCAAGCGGGCAAUCUCGUACUGUCGGAGCAUGAACUUGCUGCGGAUCCGCGACCGGUUGCAAGGCGGGAGCCGACCACCGUCGACCACUCAGCUCCACCAUAUGAUGUCGGAGAGGAAGCGGCGCGAGAAGCUCAACGAGAGCUUCGUCGCAUUGAGAUCGCUUCUUCCUCCUGGAACCAAGAAAGACAAAGCAUCCUUGCUCGCGACCACGAGGGAGUACCUCGGCUCGUUGAAGGAACAAGUCGAGGAUCUCCGUCGGAAGAACGCCAUUCUCGAAGCCCAACUCCUGCCGCCGACUGAACCCACGGGCGGCGGCGGGGAGCCGAGCGGGCCGCCGAGCGACCGCUCCAGGGUCGACGUUCGAACGAGGACCGUCUCGGAGUCGACGUCGCAAGACCGGACCGUGGAUCUGCAGGUGACCGUGAGGGGAGACUGCUCGGCAUUGAAUCUGGUGAUCCGAAUCCUCGAGUUCUUGAGGCAAGUGAGGAACGUGAGCCUGAUGUCCAUGGAAUCCGACACCCAAGUCCACGAAUCGAACAUCGUCAAUCGGGUCAACUUGAGACUAAACGUUGAGGGAGGCGAAUGGGACGAGGCGGGCUUCCAGGAAGCGGUGAGGAGGGUGGUUGCUGACCUGGCACAAUGACCAUUCUCCCUCCGCCGUCGGAUUCGAUCCGAUCUGAGCUUUUUUUUUUUCCAAAGGAGGAGUAGGAAGUAGUUACACCGUGCGGCGGCACACCCACGGUAUUUGACACUGCCAGCCCCAUCUCCGCCGCUCAUCAAGUCGGCCGCUGCUCAAUCUCGGCCGUCCAUUUUUGCUCACUUCAAAAUUGAUCAACGCAAGAUUUCGUGAUUCUCCUCUUCUUUCUCCUUUCUUCCUUUGUCAAGCGUUUCUAGUGCUUACUAGUGGAGUGCCGCCCUUCUGAUUUUGUAGCCAUAAUAUAGUUUUUU